AUGGAUAAAGAUAUGGAAAUCUUCGAUGUUUUUGCAGGAAGUAGUGGUUCACUAUCAUCCUGUAGUACUGGGAAGAAAAAACUAUCGAGCGGAUCUUUUCAAAAGGCAGAGAUGAAUAAGAAGAGACAGAUGGAAGCUCGUGAACGAGCCAACCAAUUACUGGGACAGUUAGCGACAGGUAACGCUGCAAAUAAUAUUAGGAUGGUAUCCAGCGAUGAUGAUGAUGAUGAUGAUUGUGAUCAUGAUUAUGAGGCAGAUGACAACGAUACAGGAGUGUUAUCGAAAAGAUCGAAAAAUGAGACCAAUGCAGAAGAGCUUCCUGGUUUAGCUUCCCAUCCACGCAACAAUAUCAAAACUGUCGAAAGUGAAGGAAAUUGUUCACAUGAAGUUGUUUUGCCACCAAAUAUGGAAUAUGUACCAUUGAAGCCACGUACAACAGCUCCAGCCAAGAUGUAUGAGUUCCAGUUAGAUGCCUUUCAACGGGAAGCAAUCACGUGUAUUGACAAUAGCCAUUCCGUUCUUGUGUCUGCUCAUACUUCUGCUGGAAAAACUGUUGUUGCAUUAUAUGCGAUAGCGAUGUCUCUACGUGAUAAGCAGCGCGUUAUAUAUACUUCACCUAUCAAAGCUUUGUCUAAUCAGAAAUAUCGAGAAUUGGAAGAAGAAUUUGGUGACGUAGGUUUGAUGACUGGUGACAAUACACUGAAUCCGGAUGCUUCUUGCAUUGUUAUGACUACAGAAAUUUUGCGAUCAAUGUUAUAUCGUGGUUCAGAGAUUAUGAGGGAAGUUGGAUGGGUUAUUUUCGAUGAAAUUCACUAUAUGCGCGAUAAAGAACGUGGCGUUGUAUGGGAAGAAACAAUUAUUUUGCUACCCGACACUGUACACUAUGUUUUUCUUUCCGCUACGAUCCCAAAUGCAAGGCAAUUUGCAGACUGGGUAGUUUAUCUUCACGAUCAACCGGUUCAUGUCAUAUAUACCGACUACCGUCCAGUACCUUUGCAACACUUCAUAUAUCCAGCGGGCGGUUCAGGCCUGUAUGAAGUUGUAAAUAUGCAGGGAAUUUUCCGAGAAGAUAAAUUUACCGAAGCAAUGAAUGUAUUGUCACAAGUGGGAGAUGCAGGGCAUGGUGGAAUCAACAAAGGAAAGAAAGGUGGAACAUCAGGCACACCUCAUGUGGUGAAUAUAAUACGUACGCUUAAGGAACGUGAUAUGAUUCCAGUCAUCAUUUUCUCAUUCAGUCGAAAAGAGUGUGAAGCAUAUGCAACGCAAAUGACGAAUUUGGAUUUCAAUACAGAAGACGAAAAAGCGAAGGUAAAAGAAAUAUUUGUUAAUGCAAUCAGUUUAUUAUCUGACGAAGACAGCAAAUUACCUGAAAUUGGACGAGUAUUACCAUUAUUAUUGCGUGGUAUUGGAGUGCAUCAUUCGGGUUUGCUGCCAAUUGUUAAGGAAGUGAUCGAGAUUUUAUUCGGAGAGGGUUUGAUCAAAACUCUGUUUGCUACUGAAACUUUUGCCAUGGGUUUAAAUAUGCCUGCGCGGACGGUGCUGUUCACAUCGGCAAGAAAAUUCGAUGGAAAAGAUUACAGGUGGAUUACAUCGGGUGAAUAUAUCCAAAUGAGUGGGCGAGCUGGACGUCGAGGUAAAGACGAUCGCGGCCUUGUGAUACUAAUGGUCGAUCAGCAGAUGGGACAGGAUGUAGCUAAACAGAUUAUUAAAGGUGCACCAGACCCGCUUAAUUCGCAGUUUCGUUUGACGUAUAAUAUGGUUCUGAACUUGCUUCGAGUUGAAGGCAUCAAUCCUGAAUUUAUGCUGGAGAAUUCAUUUUAUCAGUUCCAGAAUUAUGAUGCCCUACCGCAACUCUAUGGAAACGUGGAAAGAAAGAAGGAGGAACUUGCUGCCUAUAAAAUUGACAGAGAAACAGAAAUAUCAGGUUAUUAUCAAAUGGAAAAACAGGUUGAUGUAUUAAAAGAAGCCGUAAAAGAGGUCGUUAUGAAGCCUAAGCAUCUUAUACCCUUUCUUCAAGCUGGGCGUUUGCUUCACAUUGUUUCAAACGAUAAAGAUUUUGGAUGGGCGGCUCUGUUGGACUUCCACAAAAAAGCGAACCCGGUUGAUCCUCUUGGCUUGGACUUGAUGUACGUACUAGAUGUAUUGAUGUUACUGUCUGCAGAAAGUGCGAAAAACUUGUCAGAUAUUACACAGUUGCGACCACCUAAUGCGAAUGAGAAGGGAGUUGUAGAGGUUGUAUCUGUCGCGAUCAGUUGUGUAUCUGAAAUAAGUGCGGCACGCGUAAAGUUACCGCAGAACCUGAAAGCAUAUGAAGGAAAACAAAGUGCUGGUCGCGUUAUAAAAGAAGUUUUGAAAAGGUUCAACGGAAUUAUGCCUUUGCUUGAUCCACUGAACGAUAUGAAAAUAAAUGAUUUAGUGCUGCAGGAAAAUAUUUCUAAGUUGCAAGCACUGGAAAAGAGAAAGGAUAGCCAUCCUUUGAGGGCGAAUAGUAAAUUUGACGAAAUCUACAAGCAGUAUGAAAAGAAGCUAGAGUUGGAAGCGGAACUGAAGGUGGCAAAAACUGAGCUAAAGAAAGCGCAAAGUUUAUUGCAGCUGGAUGAGUUGAAAUGUCGCAAGCGUGUGCUUCGAAGAUUGCAAUAUUGUGACGAAAAUGAUGUUAUUACACAAAAGGGGCGUGUCUCGUGUGAAGUAAGUGCUGCAGAUGAGCUGAUGUUAACGGAGAUGAUGUUUGGUGGCAUAUUUACCGAGCUUGCUACUCCGCAAUUGGCAGCUUUGCUUUCGUGUUUUGUAUUUGAAGAAAAAGCAGGGGGAACAAAACUAGCAGAUGAUCUCAGUGGGUGUUUGAGAGCAAUGCAAGAAUACGCUAGACGCAUUGCGAAGGUGACAAAGGAAUCAAAGCUUGAGAUUGAUGAAGACAAAUAUGUGGAGUCGUUUAAGCCGCAUUUGAUGGAUGUAGUCCAUGCAUGGUGUACUGGUGCUUCUUUUGCUGAAAUUUUAAAAAAACGGAUGUUUUUGAAGGUUCAAUAAUUCGCUGCAUGCGACGUUUGGAGGAAUUAUUGCGUGAGAUGGUGGGUGCUUCAAAAGCAAUCGGAAAUGGGGAUCUGGAAGCACGUUUUGAAGAAGCACGAGUGCUUUUGAAACGUGAUAUCGUUUUUACGGCAUCAUUAUAUUUAUAACGGAUUGAAUAAUUUCCUUAAAGUGUUGGACCAAUUGUUGCAGUUAUUUACGUGAUCUCAUUUUCACUAAAGUGUUUCUCUGCAUCUGUUGUUAAAUAGAUUAUGAGAAGAUGUGAAAAAAAAGGAAAGAAAGAAAAAACUGUUUGGCAAAUGUCUGGGUCGGCAUCGCGUUGAUAAUGGUCGUUUAUCAUUUUAUCGUUCCGUUGAAGAUACUGCUGUCCAUUUUAAUCAAUCUGGCACCAUCAGCUGACCAGGAGAGUGGUUCUAAAGCGUCUGAUAUUAUUUUUCGUUCUAAG
Messenger RNA from Loa loa (African eye worm), 3472 nucleotides. RefSeq lists its product as hypothetical. Gene Ontology annotation, molecular function: RNA helicase activity; RNA binding; ATP binding. The record is from RefSeq and is a predicted model, not a curated record. Gene Ontology annotation, biological process: RNA catabolic process; maturation of 5.8S rRNA. The transcript has 22 exons. Bases 1 to 3027 code for a protein of 1008 amino acids. NCBI's taxonomy places the organism in Eukaryota, Metazoa, Nematoda, Chromadorea, Rhabditida, Onchocercidae. Gene Ontology annotation, cellular component: nucleus.